AUGUCUAUAGGAGACGGGAUACUUAAUUCUGGCCGUGAUAGAUUAUUUGAGUUAACCAAUGAUAGUAUCGUGACACCUCCACGAAGUUUAGAUUCAAGCGAAUCGUUAUCCGCACCAAUAAUUAAACAGAGGUUUGAUGACAGAGCUCAGACAAAACUUAGCUUAAUUUUAAAAUCUCAAAGAUCUCAUAUAAAGAGUUCCCAUAUUUCGAACUCUAGUGAUUCACUAGAGGGUCCUUUCAUUAGGUGGACAGAUGCUCAGCUGAUAUCGAAUAUAAUCAGCUCUCCUGAAUUUUUGAGAAAGUAUGGCCCUUGUGUAUAUAUUCAGCCUUCACCAAUACACAUUGUUAUAGGCACGGAAAGAGGGUACGUGAUAGGCUUCAGCUACCACCAGGAAAUAGAAUUUGUCUUGAAAUCUGAAGAGAAUGGAAAGGAUAGUGCUCAGGAAAGAAUGCAGCUUACUUGUUUAGCAAUCUCAGGUGAUUCCUCUUUUGUAGCUGCUGGAUAUACCAGUGGCCAGAUAGUAAUAUGGGACCUAUCAUCUGUUGGUUCAGAACUUACCAAUGAAACAUCGCAUCCAUAUUUUGUUCUUAAACCCAUAACAAUAGAGCAGAGAUACACGGAAAAAUUACAAGGUCAUUUGAUAGGAAUACCAAUAUCUUCAAUUAAUUUUCUUAAUACCCUGAAUUUUCAAAUAUUGUCAACUGAUGUUUCAGGAUUAGUGCUCUAUAGCAAUGGCUUCAAAAAGUUCUUGCGGAAGUACUUUGUAUCUCAGAAGGUGCUCGGUUCAAACGAUAUCAACUCUAAAGAUGCCAAGAACUCGAUUAAAGCAUGCGAGUUACUUCCGUUAGGAUCAUCUCAUCAAAUAACAGAUCAAAUCUGUCUUUUAGCAGUUAUAAAAGGAAAUACACUAUCAAUAUUUUCUUUAUUAUCCUUGAAUGAUCCAAAAAAUUUGAACAUUGUUAACCAUUUUAAUGUUAGAAGACCUAAACAGGUUUCAGACGCCUCUAAGUUUUCUGUGUGUUUAAAUUGGUUUCCUGCUUUAGAAAAGAGUGGCAGACUUAUCAAUGCGAGGUUAGCAUACGCAUGGCUGAACGUAUUAACGAUAUUAGAAGUGAAGAACAAUUGUCUCCCCAAGAACUUAUACUCUGUAAUAUCGGAACUCAAAGACAAAGAUAGGGCCGUAACGAAAUUACCUAUACUGAAAACGUGCUCAUGGGUCUGCCCCCCGGAAACUGGUAUUAUUUUGAACGUGAAAUGGUUGAGCUCCUACUUAUUAUGUGCUUUCGUACAAAAAGACCAAGAUAUGCAUAUACUCAUUCUCCAUUAUUCUACUUCGGAUGCAGAUUACUCAUUGACAUUGAUUGGCGAACAGCGUCUUCCUAAUAUUAAUGGUCAUCAAAGUCUCCUAGUUUCUGGAAACUCGAGUACUUUAAAUUAUGACAACGUAAUCAAGGUUUUAAAAUAUAAAAUUAUGCUAAUGACGGGAAUGGGUCUGGACAAGAGAAUAUCUAUAGGCAGACCUUUAAACUGGGCGGACAGGCUAAUACAUCUCUUAUCUGAGGGGGAUUAUUCUGGAGCCAUGAUAACUGCAAGUGAAUAUUUCAAUUCUAAUAGCCAGGGGAAAAAUAUAUUAAUUGGACUACCAGAAGGAUCUCAUUUAAGACGUAAACUAAUGAAACCAUAUUUGGUGCAAAUAAUGAGUGAAUCGAUUAGUCAUCUAUUCGCUGACGGUAGCAGUGACCAACAGAAGUUUUUGACUUUGUAUUUCGAUAUUACUAGUUCAUUAUCGAAAGAAUUCCCCUCUGAAGAAUAUUCAGCCAUAAUCGAGCUGCUCUUCGAUGCUUUUAAUGACACAGCCUUAUUUUUUGAAAUAUUGGAACCUUAUAUUUUAUCAGGUAAUAUUUCCGUUCUUCCCCCAACAGUGUUAAAGAGCUUAGUAGAUUCUUACGUUGAAAUGCAAGGAGGAGAUAUAUUAACACAAAUGCUUUGCAUUUUAGACUUGGGAUCAUUGGAUAUAGAUUUUACUAUUCUGUUGUGCUCCAAAUAUCAUUUGAAAGACUGUCUCGUUUACAUUUGGAAUAAAUUAUUAAAUGACUAUGAAACGCCGUUAAUCGAUUUCAUAAACGAUUCCCUUAUUGAUACGAAAAUAGAAGACUGCGCUAAGAUGUACACGUACAUGUCAUUCGUAUUGACUGGGAGACAAUACCCAACGGAUGGUUUUAUUGAUUUUCAAAAUGAAGAAAUGGGUAAGAGAAGUAUCUGCAACGUGUUAUUCAGCAAUACUGUGAAAGAAUCUUCAAACCAAGGGUUGAAAAGUUUAGUGGGAGACAGUAUCUUUCCUUAUUUGCGGCACCUUUUGAAAUAUAACUCUUUUGAAAUGCUAUCUACAUUGAACGAAUUUUUUGAGGACAGUUUCUUAAAUGAUGAUCAGAUUUUAAGUCGACAAUAUAUCACUGAAGCAUUACUAGACGUAUUCGAAGAGGCCAACUUCUCGGAUGAUGAUUGGUGUCAACUAGCCAUAUUUAUUGCAAGAAAUUAUCCCAAAUAUCCUCAAUUUAUUAGGUUAUCUGAAUCAGUUGUUGAAAAGGUUGUUGGUCUUUUGUGUGAAAAUCACGAUAUUAACAAUAAACAAGAUCGGGAGUUAGCAUUACAGUGUAUAUUACCUUUCUACGAUAAGGAUAAUGAUACACCAUCAUUUCUAGAAAUGUUGAAAGCUGCCAAAUUUUAUGAUGUUUUAAUAAGUUUAUAUUCUUCAGAGGGCAGGAGAGCAAAGGCCAUAGAAAUAUGGUUAGAGAAAAUAUCAAGUAAUGAACAUAAUGAGGAUCUAGUUGAAUCUUUCAAAUCCGUUCUUAGCUCUACUUUUCAAAAACCUAUUAGUAAUAUUGAAAGACUAAGUUUGGAUUCCUUCAUUAAAUCCAAUUUCACUCAAAUGGCCUCAAUUGAUACUGAGGUUUUUGCACAUACGAUUUCAGAAUUCAAUCCCAUAUUACAUGAGAAAAUUUUAGAUGUUAAGGAAGAAGACGUUGUCCAAAACUACUUAAAGUGUAUUUUAAACUACUAUGAUGUCAAGCCUGUACUGGAUCUUGAACCUCAAUAUCCUAAGUUUAUAUGUCGGGCAAUCACAAACGAUCCAAGAAAUGUAAAAUUCCUUAAAAAAUUCCUUGAAUUCCUUGCUAGGGACCAAAAAGAGCUUAACAAUGUCACUAAAGUUUUGAGAAAAGACCCACACGCGAUUGAAGGCUUAUAUGAGAUUUUGAUUUACCAACUGGAGUAUGAGGAAGCUUUAAAAAAUUUAAUUGAUGCUAUAAAAAAAAUGUCUCGAGAGGUAAAAAUUGCUUCUCACUUAAAAAAUAAAAUCAGACGAUUGUUAGAGUUGGCCAUGGAUGACUGUGAGGAGCCGGAGACUUACGUUAUGACAGAGGAUGAAGGUUUAUCUUUAAACGAGUCAAUGUGGUUGGAAUUGAUUCGAGCAUUGGUUACAUUAGCAAAUAGUGAAACUAACGACAACAAAGAGUUCUUUAAUGAAUGCAUUCACUCAUGUUUCAAGCGAAUCAGUGAUGCAAAGCUCAAUUUGGCCGAUCAAAAGGAAAAAUCAUUCCUUACGGUUUUCAAUCGGUUUUUGGAAGGUUCUUCGCAAAGCCCUGCUUUGUUGGCAAACGUUAGAGACAUUUUACAGGAUGUAUUUUUAUCUUACUACUACGAGAGCGAAUCACUUGACAUCUCAUUAAAAAUGCUAGAUGAAAGCAUCUACAAAAGCAUGGAGGUUGUGAAAAGUGACGAAAUCAGGGGCUGGGAUAUCAGGAACAAGACCUGCGCAUCGUGUGAGAAAAUUAUAUGGGGAAGUGAAAUUAGCGACAAGCAUUACGAUGCUUGGGAAUGUAGGCGAUGGAUGUUGAUUCACAAUGAAAAUCCAUUAGAUAUCCUGAAUCGCUAUCAUACUUGUUCUCUAAUUUUUUUCAAAUGUGCUCAUGGUUAUCACUUGAGCUGCUUAGAGAACUUAGGUUUCUCGAAAUCUAAAAGCUGUGUUUUAUGCGAAGCAAAAAAGUAA
Molecule: messenger RNA, 4050 nt
Organism: Priceomyces carsonii
Lineage: Eukaryota; Fungi; Ascomycota; Pichiomycetes; Serinales; Debaryomycetaceae
Gene: VPS8
Product: CORVET complex membrane-binding subunit
Exons: 1
Coding region: 1-4050 (1349 amino acids)
Biological process (GO): protein targeting to vacuole; endosomal vesicle fusion
Cellular component (GO): HOPS complex; late endosome
Molecular function (GO): protein binding
Source: RefSeq, a predicted model, not a curated record